CACAGAAUCCCGAAUCAAUUACCCAUGAAUUACCCCUUUUGUACAAGAUUCAGAGAAAAGAAAGCAAAAGUGGCAAAAAAAAAGUUUGUUGUAGAGAAAUGUCAGGUUCAGGGGGCUCAGGGACUGCCAAGUCAUCUCCGGGACGUGUAAGGGCACCAAAACGCAAAGGAGGAUGUCCCGCACCAACAGUUGCUUUUCGGAAUUUUGAACGGGAAGCUGAAUUACUGGAAGGUACCAGUGGGAAGCGUAUCUGCCUGAGUGAUCUCUUCCGUCCCCCCGUGGAGAUCCUUCACCGUGGUACAUGGGAGAGUGGUCGUGAAGUGGCCCGUGCUGCUGACAAAUGGCUCCUUGUGAAUCUUCAGGAUAGCGGUGAUUUCAAGUGUCAAUGCCUAAAUCGCGAUGUGUGGUCAGACGAGGUCAUCCGGGAAACACUUUCACAGUACUUUAUCAUGUGCCAAGUGAGCAUAACAAGUGAAGAGGGUGAGAAAUUUCGGGCUUUCUACCAUGCCACCACUCUCCCAUUUAUUGGCAUACUUGAUCCACGAACUGGUGGUGCUGUAGAUACAUGGCCACCCAAUGUAACACGUGAUGAUGCCCGUGAUCGCUUACUAACUUUCCUACGGCGUCGUCCAACACCCACAGCAACAGAAGAUGCAGCAGCAGCAGCGAAUGCAAUAGGUGUACUUGAAAAUUCCCAAUCACAACCACCUCUUAAUCCCGAUGUACUCUCCGAAGAGGAACAAAUGCGCAUUGCCAUUGAGAAUAGUCUUCGUGAAACUCAAGCUUCCCCAGAAGAUUUUGAGCAAGCUGAUGAUGAUGACAAGGAAGAUGCCGUAGUAGAGGACACAACACGAAUCUCCCUGCGACUUCCGGAUGAUACCACAGAGCUUCUCACAUGGCCUGCUUCGUACACAAUUGAUCGACUACGCAGAUAUGUUCGGCAGCGUCUUGGGGGUGUAGCGCCGUGUAAGCUUAUCUUUUCCGCUAUGCGCUCGGAUUUACUGCAAUUAGAUCCAGGAACGAGUCUUCGGGAUGCCAAGCUAUACCCCAGUGCUGUACUUUUUGUCCACUUAGAGGAAUAGGUUCAAAAAAAAAAGAAGUCCCUCCCUAUCCCCAAGUCUCACAAUUGUAAGAGAGAAAGAAAACAAAACCCUAAAUUUAAAUACAUCUUUAUUCGUCCCCAA
Molecule: messenger RNA, 1184 nt
Organism: Lutzomyia longipalpis
Lineage: Eukaryota; Metazoa; Arthropoda; Insecta; Diptera; Psychodidae
Product: UBX domain-containing protein 7
Exons: 2
Coding region: 99-1082 (327 amino acids)
Biological process (GO): proteasome-mediated ubiquitin-dependent protein catabolic process
Cellular component (GO): nucleus
Molecular function (GO): ubiquitin binding
Source: RefSeq, a predicted model, not a curated record